CGGGCGGACGGGCGGGGAUGGCGAGGAAGAGGGCGUUGCACCUGCACCAAGCCCGGGGGCCUCGCUGGCUCCCAACCGCGGCUUCUCCCCCACGGCCCGCCCGCCCCGCCCCCAGAGCAGAUAUAAAACAGGUGCUGCCCGGCCACGCUCCGCCGCCCGCUGCCACCCGCGUCCCCAUGGCCAGGCCCGCGAUGUUGGUGGGCGCCGCCCUGGCGCUGUGCCUGCUGCUGGCGCCCCCCUGCCUCGCAUGGUACAAGCAGGCCGCGGGGCCGGGCUAUUACUCCGUGGGCCGCGCCGCGGGGCUGCUGUCCGGCUUUCGCAGGUCGCCGUAUACGCGGCGCUCAGAAUCCCCCGUGGGCACCGGCCCCCUGAGCCGGGCCGGUGCCUUCCCCGACCUGCGCCCCAGCCUGCGGAGCCUCACCGUGUGCCUCGAGGACGUCACUCCCAACCUGCAGAGCUGCGAGCGGCUCCCCGACGGCCGAGUCACCUUCCAGUGCAAGGCGGAUGUCUUCCUGUCCCUCCGCGCCACGGACUGUCGCCGCACGUGAGCCCCGACCCGAGCCCGGACCUGCCUGGGCUCCCGGGGUCAGGAGCUGGCGCCCAGUACCAAGCCCCGUCUUUUCAGUAAACGGCUUAAAGAAUAAA
Sus scrofa (pig) is the source of this 645-nucleotide messenger RNA. RefSeq names its product neuropeptide B (gene NPB). The record is from RefSeq and is a predicted model, not a curated record. Gene Ontology annotation, biological process: G protein-coupled receptor signaling pathway; feeding behavior. Lineage: Eukaryota; Metazoa; Chordata; Mammalia; Artiodactyla; Suidae. Gene Ontology annotation, molecular function: G protein-coupled receptor binding.